Molecule: messenger RNA, 600 nt
Organism: Amaranthus tricolor (Joseph's coat)
Lineage: Eukaryota; Viridiplantae; Streptophyta; Magnoliopsida; Caryophyllales; Amaranthaceae
Product: histone H4
Exons: 1
Coding region: 101-412 (103 amino acids)
Biological process (GO): nucleosome assembly
Cellular component (GO): nucleosome
Molecular function (GO): structural constituent of chromatin; protein heterodimerization activity; DNA binding
Source: RefSeq, a predicted model, not a curated record
CAUCUCUCCCAUAUCAUCAUUAGUCAUUCUCCUUUCUUCUCAAUCAUAAAAUUUUUCUCUCUAGAAAUUCUAGUUUUCUUUGUCUCUGAUAAAAUAAAAAAUGUCAGGAAGAGGAAAGGGAGGAAAAGGGUUGGGAAAGGGAGGAGCCAAGAGGCACAGAAAAGUAUUGAGGGAUAACAUUCAAGGAAUUACGAAGCCUGCAAUUCGCCGUCUUGCUAGAAGAGGAGGUGUAAAGCGUAUCAGUGGGUUGAUUUAUGAAGAAACUCGAGGUGUUCUUAAGAUCUUUCUCGAGAAUGUCAUUCGUGAUGCUGUAACUUACACUGAGCACGCUAGAAGGAAGACUGUUACUGCUAUGGAUGUCGUUUAUGCUUUGAAGAGGCAAGGAAGGACUUUGUAUGGUUUCGGAGGUUAAUCAGUUUGGGGAUUUAGGUUUUCUGGGAUGAUAGUUCUGAUUCUGGUAUGUUGUAAGUGUUAGGCCUUGUUUAGAUUGUUGUAGAUCGAGAUUAAGUUGUCUUAGUAUGUUUCGUUAUCUUAAUUUAGGCUUUCAAAAUGUAAUUGAUGGUCUAUGGACGAAUUAAAUGAAUAUCCCAAUUCAAUCAA